Messenger RNA from Xyrauchen texanus (razorback sucker), 2992 nucleotides. RefSeq names its product transmembrane protein 180-like. Lineage: Eukaryota; Metazoa; Chordata; Actinopteri; Cypriniformes; Catostomidae. The coding region runs from base 197 to 1711 and encodes 504 amino acids. The transcript has 9 exons. The record is from RefSeq and is a predicted model, not a curated record.
CAUGACAUGAUUCGAUACAAUAGUGAAACCUAGAAACGUUUAUAGCGGCUGUGUUUAAUCAUCAGGUGCCUGUAGACUGAUAAUUAGCUCCUCAUGGGGUGGAUAAAGCGAUGACCCCACCCUGUCCUGACUGGAGGACGUAUACAGCUCAGUGUGGGCAGGAAAAGUGGACAGAAAGCAAGAGAAGUAGCAAAGGAUGGGAAGAAGGCUAUGGGGCCACUGCCAGGGCAUAUCUACAGCUGUGCUCUAUGGCUCCCUGUCUCUUUUCGUCUCCAUUCUCCACAAUAUCUUCUUGCUGUAUUAUGUGGAGACCUUUGUAUCUGUUUACAAGAUCGACAAGUUGUCGUUCUGGGUGGGAGAGACUGUUUUCCUGAUAUGGAACAGCCUGAAUGAUCCUCUGUUUGGCUGGCUGAGUGACCGCUCAUUCCUGAGCUCUUCUCAGUCUGGGUCUCAGAUCACGUCCCCAGAGGUGGUUGUGAAACGGCUGCAGGCACUCUCCAGGAGCGGGCCUCUCUUUGCCCUCUCAUUCUUGGCCUUCUGGGUGGCCUGGACCUGGCCUGGGCUGCAGUUCCUCCUCUGCUUGUGCCUAUACGAUGGCUUCCUCACAGUGGUUGACCUCAACCACAACGCCCUCCUGGCCGACCUGGCCGUGUCGGCACACGAUCGAACACGCCUCAAUUUCCACAGUUCCCUGUUCAGUGCGCUGGGCUCGCUGUCCGUAUUCCUCUCUUACUCCUUCUGGAACAAGGAAGACUUUUACUACUUCAGGCUCUUCUGCGUGACACUAGCAUCUCUUUCAAUGCUGGGGUUUGCCAUAAUUUCACGCCUUCUGCGCCACCGAUUUCAGAAUGAAGUUCAAACACACAAGAACGAGGGCCAGGCACUGACCGAACUGAGUGUUGGUCAGGCUCCUUUUACAUCCCCUGAGAAACCUGUGACUCUUGGGGAAUAUCUCAAGCAGCUGUCACGCCACAAAAACUUUAUGUGGUUUGUCUCAAUGAACCUUAUACAGGUAUUCCACUGUCAUUUCAACAGCAAUUUCUUUCCACUGUUUUUGGAACACCUCCUUUCAGACCGUAUUUCUGCCUCCACUGGAUCCUUCCUGCUGGGCUUCUCUUACAUCGCCCCUCAUCUGAACAAUCUCUACUUCUUGACGCUGUGCCAAAGACUGGGUGUCUACCAGGUUAUACGCUGGCUCUUCCUCCUGAAGCUUGGCCUCAGCAUUGCCAUGCUACUAGCUGGGGCUGACCAGGUGUACCUGCUUUGCAUCUUUAUUGCUAGUAAUCGCGUGUUCACCGAGGGCACUUGUAAACUUCUGAACCUGGUGAUUACUGACCUGGUAGAUGAGGACUUUGUGUUGAACCGCCGACAACAAGCAGCUUCUGCUCUGCUCUUUGGCAUGGUUGCCUUGGUAACAAAGCCUGGUCAGACCUUUGCCCCUCUCAUUGGUACCUGGCUGCUAUGUGUCUACACAGGAUAUGACAUCUUUGAAAGGAACUCAAUGGCCACAGAACCAAUUUCAGCCCCUGCAGUCCCCAUGCCAUUGCGUCAGGGUUGCUUUUACCUCUUGGUGUUUGUGCCCAUCUCCUGCGCCCUUCUGCAGCUGCUGGCGUGGUCUCGCUUCAGUCUGCAUGGGCGUAGGCUACAAGGCAUCAAGGCCCUCAGGCAGGGUGCCCAACAUUGCAACCUCAUUGAUGUCAAGGCUAUGUAAUACUCUCCAUGAGGGCAGGAAAAGAGGAGGGAGGGAUGAAGCCUGGACAUUUCUCAAAACUAGGCAUUCACCAACAGACUGAACCAGAAUGGAGAAUGGUGACACCAAAUACUGCAAGAGACGCUUAAGAGAGAAUGUGUGGUCCCACAUCUUAUGGAAACCUGCCUUACUUUGCUAUUUUUGCUAACCAGUGUGUAUUUAUGUAGAUUAUGUACUUGGGACCAUAUAUGAAUGCACAGUUAAAACAAUCAAGUAGUUUGGGACCAUGUUGACCAGUACUGCCCCAAAACUUCCUGGUCUGUUUCAACAUAUAGUUAGAUGGGUUGAUAAUCUAAUCCAAGACCAAUCUAAUCAAAUAUCCCUAAAUGAAAGGCUACUUGCUUUUCUGUCCUUUAUUUUGUUUUAACUUUAUGGAAAAAGGCACACUGUGUUCUCAGAAAUGGCAUUUUUACAGUAAGCGUUUAGCAGCAUUGCAGAGAUACACAAUGUGGUAUUGCAUGGACCUCUGUGAUGUUUUCUUUUACAUUAUCGAGACUUACACAUUGUUGUUGUUUUUUUAUUUAUUUAUUUUUGGCCAAAUUGUAGUAUGUUUUGUGGCCAGUAUUAUCUGUUUUAUGACUUUCUUUUAUGCAAUGUGUUUUGCUACUCAUUGCUAUCAAUAAUUAUUAUUUUUUGUCUGACAAUGUGCAUAUUAGGCUACCAUUCAUACGUCAUGAACACAAGUGCAGACUGUGUAGCAUGUAUAACUACUGUAACUUAUUUUUGUACCAAAUGUUCAAUUACACUUUUUUUGUGUUUUAGAGGCAAAGUGGUCAAUUCGACUGAUGCGAUUUAAGAGAGUUUCAAUGCAAAAUGACUUCUCAAAAUUACUGAAAUAUUUUUAUACUUGAGUUUUCCAAAUGUAUUUACAUUUUUAUUGCCAAAUUUAUUUCCUAGACUUUUAGAAUAGAUACCAUAGAUAGACUACACAGACACACACACAUCCAUAAAUUUGUAUUGAAGAUACCAUUUUCCAUUUGUAUAAUCAUGGAAAAAAAUACUGCAGCAACAAGACACAUUUUAGCAUUUUAUAUUUUCGUAUUUUGGUUGGUGCACAAUGGGCAGAUAUACUCUUUGUCUUAUUUCUCUGUAUUUUAUGGUUAUUUGUUCUGAGCAAAAGUUAAAUUAGCUUUAAAAGCAUUAAACUUUCCUGUGUUUGUGAAUUAUGUCUUGGGAUAUGCAAGUUCUUUUAGUGCUUUUGCCCUUGUUCAAAAUGUUUUGCUAGUAAAUAAAUGUCAUUGU